Klebsormidium nitens is the source of this 2352-nucleotide messenger RNA. NCBI's taxonomy places the organism in Eukaryota, Viridiplantae, Streptophyta, Klebsormidiophyceae, Klebsormidiales, Klebsormidiaceae. The record is from the annotation of a GenBank genome assembly.
AUGACAGCUCCUGCGGGGGGUUCAGGCAAGGGCAAGAAGCAUGGAGGGGAGUGCGUCAAGGUGGUGGUGCGGUGUCGGCCGUUGGCGAGCAAAGAGAUUGCAGAUGGCCGCCAGCGCAUUGUGGACAUGGACUCGCAAACCGGACAGGUCACGGUGCGGAACCCGAAAAUGGACCUCAAGGAGCCCCCCAAGGCGUUCACCUUUGACCAAGUCUUCGACUGGAACAGCACCCAGGAGCAGGUCUACGAGGACGCUGCCAAGCCGAUUGUGAUCAGCGUGUUGGAAGGAUACAACGGAACGGUCUUUGCGUAUGGUCAGACAGGGACGGGGAAGACGCAUACCAUGGAGGGAAGGGACGAGCCAGCGGACCAGCGCGGCAUCAUCCCAAACGCCUUCGAGCACAUUUUUGCCGAGAUCGCGCAAACCGAGGGCACGGAAUUCCUCGUCCGGGCGUCGUUUCUGGAGAUCUAUAACGAAGAGAUUCGGGACUUGCUGGCGAAGAACCCGAACAACAAGCUCGAAUUGAAGGAGAGCGUCGAGACGGGGGUUUACGUCAAGGACUUAACCAGCUUCGUGGUUAAGGGGGUUCAAGAGAUCCGGAACGUGCUGCUGGUCGGGAAGAAGAACCGGACGGUCGGGGCGACCCUGAUGAACCAGGACUCGUCCCGGUCGCACUCCAUCUUUUCGAUCACCAUCGAAACCAGCACGCACAUCAAGGCAGGGCCCAAAGACGACGGGCCGACCAUUCGCGUGGGGAAGCUGAACCUGGUGGAUCUCGCGGGGAGCGAGCGGCAGGGCAAAACGGGGGCCACGGGUGACCGGUUGAAGGAAGCGACCAACAUCAACUGGUCGCUGUCUGCGCUCGGCAACGUCAUUAGCGCUCUUGUCGAUGGGAAGAGUGGGCACAUCCCGUACCGAGACAGCAAGCUCACGCGGCUGCUCCAGGACAGUCUCGGGGGUAACACCAAGACGGUGAUGGUCGCCAACCUGGGCCCCGCAGACUACAACUUCGACGAGACGGUGAGCACGCUGCGGUACGCGAACCGCGCGAAGAACAUCAAGAACAAGCCGCGCAUCAACGAGGACCCCAAGGACGCCAUGCUGCGCGAGUUCCAGGAGGAGAUCGCGCGGUUGAAGAGCCAGCUUCAGCAGUCCGGCGGCGGCGCGGGCCCCAGCGGACGGAUCUCGGACGGAGAGAUGAGCGACGAGCGGAUCGCGCACAUCAAGGAGCAGAUGCGGAAGGAAAUGGAGAGCGGGCUGAACAAGGGGGCGAGCGAAGAAGCGAUGGCAAAAAUGCGAGAUGAGAUCGAGAGGAAAGCGCGGGAAGAGAUGGAGAGUAUGAUGAAAGAGCGGGAGCGGACGGAGGAAGAGAAAAAGCGGAUAGCGCAGGAGCUGGACCGGCAGCACGAAGAGAUGCAGCGGCACUACGAGGAGCUGGCGAACGAGAAGCGGCAACGGGACGAGCUCGCGCGCAAGCUGAAGGCGAUGGAGGAUAAGCUAUUGCACGGAACUAGCAACGGCGAGAACCUGCUCGACAAGGCGGAACGGUUCGAGCGGGAGCUGCAGCAGAAAGAGGCGGAACUCGCGGAAAAGCGGCGAAUCGACGAAGAGAAGCAGCGGAAGAUCGCGGAACUAGAGGACGCCCAACUGACGGCGGAAGAGCGGUACUCUAGCCUGGCAGACGAGAUCGACUCGAAGACCAAAAAGCUGAAACGAGCGAUUGCGAAGUACCAAGGGGCCAAAGCGGAGGUGGAACAGGCGCACCGAGAGAUGCAGGAGUUGAACGAAGAGUUUCAGCGCGAGCGAGAAGAUCUGCUGGAUUCCAUACGCGCGCUAGACCAACAGCUGCGGCUCAAGAACCUUAUUAUCGAGAGCUUCGUUCCGCCGGAAGAGGUGAACAAAAUCAUGCGGCGCGCGCACUGGGACGAGGACCAUGAGCGGUGGAUUUUGGAGGGGGUGCAGUACGCAGGGAAUAAUGCGAAAGCGAAGCGGCCCAUAUCCGCAGCGGGGCAGCGGCGACCAAUCUCUGACUACGCCCGCAUCGCGGUUGCCAUGGGGGAAAACAACCCGCGCUUCAAGGCGGAAAACAUUUUGACGAUGGAGUUGGACAUGCCGGAACGGACGACGUACGACUACGACGGCGGGCCGGGCAACGCGCGCGUGCAGGCGACGCUCAACCACGCGUUUGCGGACGAUGGGGAGCAGCUGUUUUCGGACACCUUGCAGAGCGCGUAUCUGUCGUACGAUGACGGGGACUCGGCGGACAAGAAGCGCGCGGCGAGUAGGGCGGCCGCGCGGCCCAAGUCGGCGCGCCCGAAGUCGGGGCGGCCAAAGACGGCGGCUCGGUCGUGA